AUGUCGGAACGCAAGGUGCUGCAGAAGUACUUUCCUCCGGACUUUGAUCCGUCCAAGAUGGUCAGGCAGAGAGGGCCCAAGAAGACGGGCCCUCUCUUGCAGACCGUCAGACUCAUGGCGCCCUACAGCAUGAAGUGCACUGCUUGUGGAGAGUUCAUCUACAAAGGCCGCAAAUUCAACGCCCGCAAAGAGACCACCGACGAAAAGUACUACGCCAUUACCAUCUACCGCUUCUACAUCAAGUGCACUCGCUGCUCCCAGGAGAUCACCUUCAAGACCGACCCCAAGAACAUGGACUACGAAGCCGAAAAGGGCGCCAAACGCAACUUUGAACCUUGGAGGGAGGCCAAGCUGGCAGAAGAGACGGAGGAAGAGAGGCUGGAUAGACUGGAGCGUGAAGAAGCUGAGCGCGACGCCAUGAAGGAACUCGAGACAAAAACUCUGGACGCAAAGACUGAGAUGCAGAUCGCGGAUGCCCUGGAUGAGAUCCGCACACGCAACGCCAGGAACGAACGCACUGCCAAGGACGGAGCUGAAGUCACGGUCGUGGACAAAGUUGAUGACGAAAGAGAGAGGCAAGAGGCAGAAGAUGCCAAAGCAGCAAGGCUCGCUUUCCUGGCAGGUACGGGCGAGAAGGUCAGAAGACUGGUCGAAGAUACUGAGGAAGAAGGGACUGGUACCGCUUCUGCAUCUACUACUGCUACAACAAGUACAAAUGUGCCCAUGGGUACCCCACCCAUCCCAACCUUCGCCCGCAAACCAAAAAAGAAGACGGAUUUCAGCGCAAAACUGGGUAUCAAAAAGAAAUCACUCGUAUGA
Molecule: messenger RNA, 819 nt
Organism: Aureobasidium vineae
Lineage: Eukaryota; Fungi; Ascomycota; Dothideomycetes; Dothideales; Saccotheciaceae
Source: the annotation of a GenBank genome assembly